This is a messenger RNA of Babesia bovis T2Bo, 352 nucleotides long. RefSeq lists its product as uncharacterized. Bases 3 to 335 code for a protein of 110 amino acids. The record is from RefSeq and is a predicted model, not a curated record. Lineage: Eukaryota; Apicomplexa; Aconoidasida; Piroplasmida; Babesiidae. The transcript has a single exon.
GUAUGAUAUUGAUAGGGCAUGUUCUCAUGGCAACUAAACGCUACGUACCCCUAGUGCCAUACGGUGUCAAAAUCAGUAGAAGCUAUCGCCAAAGUAAAUUGCAACAACGCCUAGCCAUGGAAGCAUCAAGAAAACAACGCGAAAUGAAAGGUAUGCUCCUGGACACACGAAAAACACUUAUGAUGAGCCUUAGGGAUAACACAGGUAUCAACUGGUACAGAGCAACACAAAUAUUAAAACAUCUUGAAGUACACGCUAGGCAACCUAGUGGAGCAUCGCCAGCACUACGUGAAAAAAUAACUAAAAUCGCUGAAAUUGUAAAAGCUGGACGUUAAUCGCAAAGUGCAUGGUA